CCCUCCUCUCUCCCCUCCAGCGUGGGACCCUCUGCAGGCUCCGUACUCUAAGGACCGUACCAAAACCAGAAGGCGAUGAGGUAAUGAGGGCUCGCGGCAAGGCGCGGGGCCCAGAGUCAGCAGGCAGAGGAGUUUCUGUCAGUCGCUUUCAUUUCUACCCUGGCCUUCUUGAGUCCCUUCCAAUAUGUUGUCUCUGAGAAGUUGUGUUGGGAAAAUUUUCCACUCCAGUCACGCUGCUUCCCCCUACACCCGGAAGAUCGGCCUUCCCAGAGGAACUCCCACACGGGGAGGGGCUGCCGGGAGGAGUGCGAGUGACGUAGCGCGUGAGUGGCGGUCACGUGGCUCGAGGCGGCGCAGGUUCCUUCCGGCUCCCCGGGGCUGGGCCGCGGCGGUGAGCCAGACGCCCUGGCACAUGCGCAGUGGUGCUCCACGUGAACGUCUGCGUUUCUCCUCAGCCCUGGGGAUGCCGCCGGAACGCCGGAGCCGGACGAAAGCAGAGCGGAGAGCCGGCACGAUGCCGGUGAGGCAAGCCCGACCCGGGAGCGGCGGCACGCCCCGAGAGGCCGCCCGUUCAUCCCAACGGGCACCGCAGGCCGGGCAGAGGGCGGCCCCUAGCGCGGUCACUGCGGCUGCGGCGGCGGAGGAGAGCCGGCUUCGGCAGCGGAACCGCCUGGGCGGAGACGCCUCCUUUCUCCGCCCCAAAGGGGCCGCGGCGCUCCGCAGCCAGCCUGCACUGAACCGCUGGCUUGGUCUGCGGGAAGGCCGCCUGCACGCCGGAGUCGGGAGCUUCGCGUUCUCACACCGUCUGCUGGAACCGCACGGGUGCCCGUUGAAUCACCUGUCGCGAUUCCAUUUCGUGGAUGGAACCAAUACGUGGGCAGAAGGCGGUCAACUGCAACGAAGCUCGGAUGACUCUGAAGUGGAAGAUGAAGCAAAAGAUAUUCUUCCUCCUCAGAAGAAACCAGUUUGGGUGGACGAAGAUGAUGAAGAUGAGGAAAUAGUUGACAUGGUGAACAAUCGGUUUCGGAAAGAUAUAAUGAAAAAUGCCAGCGAAAGUAAGCUCUCAAAAGAUAAGCUUCAAAAGAGACUCAAAGAGGAAUUCCAGCAUGCCAUGGGAGGAGUACCUGAUUGGGCAGAACCUGGGCACAAACGAAGAAAAUCUUCAGAUGAUGAAAGUGAAAGUGAAGAGGAUGAAGAUGAUUUGUUGCAAAGAACUGGGAAUUUCAUAUCCACAUCCACUUCUCUUCCAAGAGGAAUUUUGAAGAUGAAGAACUGCCGUCCUGCCAAUGCUGAACGGCCUACCACUGCUCGGAUCUCAUCAGUCCAGUUCCAUCCUGGCGCACAGGUGGUGAUGGUCUCUGGGGUAGAUAAUGCUAUCUCACUAUUUCAGGUAGAUGGCAAAACAAACCCAAAAAUCCAGAGCAUCUAUUUGGAAAAGUUUCCAAUCUUUAAGGCUUGUUUCAGUGCUAAUGGAGAAGAGCUUUUAGCCACAAGUGUGCAGAGCAAGGUUCUUUAUGUCUAUGAUAUGCUAGCUGGAAAGUUAGUUCCUGUACAUCAAGUGAGAGGUUUGAAAGAGAAAAUAGUGAAGCGAUUUGAAGUCUCUCAAGAUGGAUCCUUCCUGCUCAUAAGUGGCAUUGCUGGGUUUUCUCAUUUGCUGUCAAUGAAGACCAAAGAAUUGAUUGGUAGCAUGAAGAUUAAUGGAAGAAUUGCAGCAUCCACGUUCUCUUCUGAUAGUAAGAGGAUAUAUACGUCUUCUGAGAAUGGAGAAGUUUAUGUGUGGGAUGUGAAUUCAAGGAAGUGCAUUAACAGAUUCCUCGAUGAAGGCAGUUUAUGUGGAUUAAGCAUUGCUGUGUCAAAGAAUGGGCAGUACGUGGCUUGUGGUUCUAAGAGUGGAGUGGUAAACAUAUACAGUCAAGAUUCUUGCCUCCAACAAACAAACCCGAAGCCAAUUAAAGCUAUAAUGAACCUGGUCACUGGUGUCACUUCCUUGACCUUCAAUCCCACUACAGAAAUCUUGGCAGUGGCUUCAAGAAAAAUGAAAGAAGCUAUCAGAUUGGUUCAUCUUCCUUCCUGUACAGUAUUUUCUAACUUUCCGGUUUUUAAAAAGAGUACUAUUUCUCGUGUUCAAACCAUGGAUUUUUCUCCCAGAGGUGGAUACUUUGCCUUGGGGAAUGAGCGAGGCAAGGCCCUGUUGUAUAGGUUGCACCAUUACUCAGAUUUCUAAAGAUUUUUUUUUGAAGUCAGCUCUAUAUCCUCAGUUUAUGGGAGUUGGGUGCAAAUAGAUCAGGAGCUGGUCAAAUGACCUGAACCUUCCUUGGAAUUUACUAAUCCCAAUCAAAGUGGUCUGCCUCCUCUUCUGAGGUCACGUUUCUAAUAGUGCAUUCAGUAAUUGUCAUCAAAACUGUAGCUACUAGCAUGUAACCUACAAAACAGAAUAAGCCUCUCAGAGAAGAAUGAACAGUUACAGUUUGUGUGAGCUUUAAAAUUCUUUGACAUGGGCUAUUAUUAAGUGGCUUGGCCUAUUGCAUAAAGAGAUUUUUGCUGGCCAGUAUUUAAAAAAGUAUGUUUCCUAUAUGGCUACAUCUUGGACUUGGCAUGGGGGUGGUCCUGACACUGAGAUUUGCGAUUUGUCUUUUUCCAUAGUUGACUGUGGCUUUCUUAGAAUUUUAUGAAUGUUGAAGAAGCUACAGAUAAGAUUUAAUUAGAGAAAAGGAUAGAAUUUUGAGCAGUGUAACCAAAGAAUGCAUUAUAACUAUCUUGCCUCUCAAAAAUGUAACGAUAGUACACAUUGCUUUUGAUGAGCAGUUAUAAAUCAUCUGUAUAAUUUCUAUUUUUUCUAAUUUUUUUAUUUUCCAGAUCCAGUUGAACCCAUAUCAGUACAUCUUCCCAGAAAUUUCCCAGUGUGUGUGACAAUAUAUGGAUAAUAAAUUGUGGAAUCCAUGCUUAAAAUUAGCAACAAUAUCUUAAUAAAUGUAUGAUAACUUUUGUUUGAAAA
Myodes glareolus (Bank vole) is the source of this 2995-nucleotide messenger RNA. Lineage: Eukaryota; Metazoa; Chordata; Mammalia; Rodentia; Cricetidae. The record is from RefSeq and is a predicted model, not a curated record.